UCAGAUUAGAAGUGUGGGCCAGAAUAAAAAUAAAGGCACCGUAAAGGCAUCUCUCUGUCUCUCUGCAGACGACUCCUCAAACAAGAACAAACACUUGAAAAACAUAAAACAUACACCCCUGGCACAAACACGCUUUUGGGUUUCCUCUCUGGAUUAUUUGGGGUGAGGAAUUGUAACAUGGACAGAUCUCCGACCAUACACAUAGCUCUGCUGAAGGCAGGCUGGCUCUGGAGACAGACAUCCAUCUUAAAGCGGUGGAAGCUGAAUUGGUGUGACCUGUGGAUUGAUGGGAGCCUGGUCUUCUACAAGACGGACAGCAGGCGAGAAUUUGAGCACCGAGUGGGUCUCAAGACCAGCUGUGUGAGCGUCAAGUCUGGCCUGGAGAGUGCAGGUAUCUCUCCUCCAGAGAACCAGCCAAGUGAGAACAUGGUGGUGGUGCAGCUUAGAGAUGGCUCCACUGUGAUCCUAUGUGCAAACAGUGAGGACGAGGCACUAGCAUGGAAGUUGACAAUUCUAGAGGCGAGACGAAACCCAUUCCCAUAUGACCCAUAUGACGACUCGUACCAGUCCGUCCCAAUGGACGGCAACACCAUCUACCUCACCCCUGGAUCAGGUACCCACCACAUUCUGAUCCAGAGAGACCCAUACGACGGCAUAGGAGAGCAGGUAGCACUGGGGCUACUGGCGGGCAUGGCGGUGGGCGCUGCCAUGCGCUCCUUCCUCUGGAUGCCCUUGUUCUUCUGCUGAUAGAGAAGGUCUUUGAUCUGGACCAAGAUGCUUGCUUGGGCGCCCUCCCCCAGUGCGCUAGCUCCAUGAGCAGGGAGGCACGGUUGGGAAAUGCCCAGGCUGCUGUAGGCCUCAUUCCUACAAGUCUUAUUAUUGUAUUUCACACACAUUUUAUUUCCUGUUGCAGAAUAAUAGUGCACGAAUGUGUGUGUGUGUUUUAAGUUUUAAUGUCACAUGCACACAUACAGUGAAAUGCCUUUCUUGCAAGCUCUAACCACAACAAUGCAGUAAUCAAUAACGAUGUAAUAGUAAAAAUAACAAGGUAGAACAAAAACACAGAAGAUAUAAAAAUAAUAAGAACACGAUAAAGUAAGUAAGCAUACUAUAUCAUGGUCAUUGUGUUUGUGUGAGCGUGCAUGCAUGUGUGAUUGAACCUGUGUGUUGACAAAUUGGUUUACAGAACAGGUUGAUGGUAACAUAAAUAUGUCCUUUAUAACAUAAGCUGUGUGAACUCAACCUAUUUAGUAGAAAUGCAUAUGAAACAUAUACGGUAUGCAACAUACAGGGUGUAUGAAAAACAGCAACGUCCUGAUCCGUACAGAAUGUAUGUAAUGUAAUUCACUGAGUACAAUGCUGCUGUUGUUGUCAAAUUUAAUAAAAGUUUUCAAAGCCAUG
Molecule: messenger RNA, 1401 nt
Organism: Oncorhynchus gorbuscha (pink salmon)
Lineage: Eukaryota; Metazoa; Chordata; Actinopteri; Salmoniformes; Salmonidae
Product: pleckstrin homology domain-containing family B member 1-like
Exons: 6
Coding region: 178-747 (189 amino acids)
Biological process (GO): regulation of cell differentiation
Cellular component (GO): membrane
Source: RefSeq, a predicted model, not a curated record